Westerdykella ornata is the source of this 1325-nucleotide messenger RNA. Its product is annotated as acyl-CoA N-acyltransferase. The transcript has 2 exons. The record is from RefSeq and is a predicted model, not a curated record. Gene Ontology annotation, molecular function: aralkylamine N-acetyltransferase activity. NCBI's taxonomy places the organism in Eukaryota, Fungi, Ascomycota, Dothideomycetes, Pleosporales, Sporormiaceae. Gene Ontology annotation, cellular component: cytoplasm. The coding region runs from base 48 to 869 and encodes 273 amino acids.
ACUACCGCUCCUUGCUCCGUAUUCCAAUAUCCCCUCUAUAUAUCUAUAUGCCGCGCGACGUCGAGUCGGAGAAAGCCACCAUCGAGGGCCUGCCGCCGCUCUCAAAGGACGGUGACAGCCACGUUGCCACCUCCAGCUCCCCCGAAGCGGAACCUAUGCCGCUGUACCGUAUCCCCACCACCUUUCUCGACGAACGCUUCCGGAAAAUGGCCCCUCUCCAUCCCUAUGUGCUGCUUCUCAACCAGGACGACCUGGACGACUGCGACUGGCUGGAGCACGUCGCCUUUGACCCCAACGAGGCCGCGUCGCGCGAGAAGGUCGAAUAUCGCCUCCACACCAGUGGCGAACUAUGUAGCGGCAUCUUCUCUUCCGCUUAUCCCACGUCGCCGGAAAAGCUGGGGGAACUGGUCCGCAGUCGAGACUUUUCGCAAAUAGAUGCUACUGAUUCCAAUCGUAGACGCGUCCUGCUGGGCCACAUAAUAGCAACCAAACACUUCGCCCCCUUGGUCACCGAUUCGUCCAUGGACUAUCCCAAGGACUGGCGCACCAACUACGAGCUCGCGCCGUCUUCAGGCACGGGCCAUCACGAAGAUGGUCAAACGGUUUGCCUUCACUCCCUCUGUGUCCAUCCUGAUUUCCAGGAUUUAGGCUUGGGCCGUGUACUGCUGAACAGCUGGACCCAGAGGAUCAAGGAAUCCCGAACCGCCAAGAGGAUCGCGCUGAUUUGCAGAGAAAGAUACAUUUCAUUCUAUGAGCGUGCAGGCUUCCGUGAGGUCGGCGAAAGCAAAUGUCAAUAUGGUGGGGGAGGCUGGUAUGACAUGGUGAUGGAGUUCAGCGAGACUGGCUUCGAAAACGAUGUGGAGGAAUGAGAACGCUGCCUAUCUGCAUUUUUGAAGAUUCUCCUAUCUAGGAUGGCCGAAUCUGCUUGUCUCCUGGACUUCGUGGGGCAACUCUAGCCCAACGUCCCGCCUAAUUGGCCAUCUCGUUCACCACGUGCACCUUCAAGAUCGACAGAAUAGGGAUUACAACCAACCCUGGUUGCGUUCCUUGACAUUGAGUAGAACUCUCCCGCCUCACAUCACCGACAGCGUGGAUAUUUGGGCUUCGUUCUUGAUGCACAUGGUAUAUGGGGGAAGGCGCGAUUGGCGAUACGUAUACCGCCUUCCGCACGUCUCCAUCAUGAUAAUUGCCGCCCAGAGCUACAUCGGGUCGGAUAUUGUGGUGGUACUACUUGCAGUUCUGGCGCCUGGUUCCGCUUUCGACUCUCUUGAACUUUCGCCAGCUAGUGACACUCGUGUAAACUUCGCUAAGAUGAAGCUUGGAAC